CGCCUUCGACCCAUAUGGUCUUCGUUCCCCACAAGUUCCAUCUACACGAGGAAAUGUUGAACGUCCUCUACCUAUUUACGACGACGAGGAGGAGGAGGUAGUGCCCGAAACUCAAAAUUUGGGCGACGAUGAAUAUGACACCGGCGACGAUGAAUAUAAUGUGGAUGAAGACGCCGACAACGAAGAAGAUGACGCUCGGGAUAAAAAGGGAAAAAUGGAGAGCCAAAAAUGGACAAAGGUCCAAGAAGAGGCGUUGGCGAAGGCGUGGGUACAUUGCUCUACCAACAAAAAGAAGGGCAAUCAACAAAACCGCGAUAGUUUUUGGCGUAAGAUUUUAGAUCAUUUUAACGCCACCAUUGGUGGAAGUAACCGGACCGUGCAUCAAGUACGGUCUAAAUGGGGCCCGAUGAUGACGAAAAUAAACUUUUUCAACGGCCUAUACCAACAAGCGGAUCGCACAAUAGGAAGCGGGUGUAACGAUCUCAACUUGAUGAAAGUCGCUUUAAAGGAAUUUAAAGAGAGAUAUCCGAACGGUUUUCAACAUGUCGAGGCAUGGGAGGUCGUUCGAAAACACGAAAAAUAGGCCCAAGUCCCAUUGUUGGGUGAGGAAGGGGAAGGUUCGGCACAAAAAAGAAAGCCCGUUGACGUGGACCUUUCCAUACCUGUUGGACCGUUCUGAUGUCCUAAAACGUCAGUAAAAGCAGUUCAUCUUCACAUACGAAGGCGGAAUCAACGUAAAUGAAGUCAAACACAACAAUUCCUUUCAAUUUUUCCUUCUAUUACUGUUUGCAAGUCUUUACAACAAUUCUGAAUAUAAUUGGACAGCACCUCGACUCACAAACACAUCAACAACUACUCUGAUCGUUUGAGAAUGACCAAUAUAUAUAGGCAUGGGUUGUCCGUUUGAAUCAUGUUCAAACGGCCAAGUCUCAAACGGCCAGACAACCUCAAACGGCUAGACUAACUUCAAACGGCUAGGGUUCUUUCAAACGGCCAAGAUUAAAUCUAACCUAAACAACCCUAUUUUAACCGUGUUUAUACAACCGUUUAGCCUAUCUAGACACAAGACUUGAUAAGACGUAGUCAGCAGACAUUUCGUGCACCAACAGACUCCCCCUUGGAUGUUGACGUAGUCUUUAGCGCCUGAGUCUUUAGUCUUGGUCUUUUCUCCAAUUUUGUCUCUUCAUUGUAUCAAGUCAAUCUUCACAGGUUCAAAAACUUUUCCUAGUUCCAUCUUCAGUCUUCCCUUUGGAUGUUGAUCCAGACUCCCCCUUUCAGAGACUCCCCCUCUCAGUAUGCUGGGAUCUGAGGUCUUGUUCUGGUUCAAGCUUUGACAAUUAGCUUCCAUGGGAAUAAUGAAGUCUCAAAACCUGUAACUCAACACAUAACAUUACACUUCUAUCUUUUCAACAAUAAACCACAAACACAAUCAGUAUUAGAAAUCCACUUAA
Messenger RNA from Helianthus annuus (common sunflower), 1451 nucleotides. RefSeq names its product glutathione S-transferase T3-like. Bases 215 to 583 code for a protein of 122 amino acids. NCBI's taxonomy places the organism in Eukaryota, Viridiplantae, Streptophyta, Magnoliopsida, Asterales, Asteraceae. The transcript is spliced from 2 exons. The record is from RefSeq and is a predicted model, not a curated record.